Messenger RNA from Puccinia triticina, 1005 nucleotides. RefSeq lists its product as uncharacterized. Gene Ontology annotation, molecular function: intramolecular lyase activity. The transcript is spliced from 8 exons. The coding region runs from base 1 to 1005 and encodes 334 amino acids. The record is from RefSeq and is a predicted model, not a curated record. Lineage: Eukaryota; Fungi; Basidiomycota; Pucciniomycetes; Pucciniales; Pucciniaceae.
AUGCUCCGACCCACACACGCCCUCCACCCGCUCAGGCACUGCCGCAGACCGCCGCCGAUCAGCCGCCGCCUCCACGCCGGCGGCGCGUACGGCUUCAAGCAGGCGGUCGCCGACAUCAACCUCAAGUGGACCGUGCCCGUCGGCCUCGGCCUGACCAUCGGCCUCUGGUUCUACCUCCAGCACCAGAUCGACAGCCAGCCCCCGUCCUCGGCCCCCGCCCCGCUCAGGAUCGACGAGCCCCUCCCGCCGAGCAUCGUCCUCAAGCAGCCCGCACAGGAGCAUCUCGUCGACCCCGCUACCCAGACACAGCUCCCCGCCGAGCUGAGCCCACACCACAUCGCCCUCCAAGAGCCCCUGCGUCUCGUCGGGCUCGGCGUCCGGACGGUCUCCUUCCUGGCCAUCAAGGUCUACGUGGCCGGCUUCUAUGCCGACCCGCGCGUGCUCCGCGCCCUCAGAGUCGUCCCCGGCUGGAGUGAUGACUUCACCACCGAGAAACUGCUCUCCCCUCCUCUCGAUCCUCCUCAUAAAGACCAGCAACAAGAUAUCAGAGGCGAGGCGUUGAUCCGGAACUUGCUGGCGGCCCCCGCCCAUUUCGCCAUCCGAAUCGCCCCCGUCCGGCCCACCGACUUCACGCAUCUGCGAGACGGGUUCUGUCGCUCGCUAACCGCCCGGAUCAAGCGCGCCUCGCAGGCCGGCACGCUAUCCGAAUUCGACCUGGAAAGGGCGUCCCAAUCGAUCGCCACUUUCCGGAGCUUCUUCCCCACCGGAGUAUCGGUGCCCAAGGGGAAAGCCCUGACGAUGAUCCGGACGGCCAGCCAGACCCUGGUGGUCGAGUACGACGGCAAGAAGUUGGGCGAAUUGGACGAUCGGAUCGUCGCGCGGGAACUCUUCUUGGCAUACUUCGCCGACCAGGAUCCGAUCAGCUCCAAGUUGAAGGAAUCCGUCGCCGAUGGAUUCGCGACGCUUUAUGCUCCGGCCAGCGGCCUAACUCCAAGCGCUUCGUGA